Molecule: messenger RNA, 606 nt
Organism: Trachemys scripta elegans
Lineage: Eukaryota; Metazoa; Chordata; Testudines; Emydidae
Product: olfactory receptor 11L1-like
Exons: 1
Coding region: 1-606 (201 amino acids)
Biological process (GO): G protein-coupled receptor signaling pathway
Cellular component (GO): membrane
Molecular function (GO): olfactory receptor activity
Source: RefSeq, a predicted model, not a curated record
AUGUCUUAUGAUCGGUAUUUAGCGAUAUGUAAAACACUGCAUUAUUUGACCCAUAUGAAUGACAGGUUCUGCCUCCACCUAGCAGCUAGGUCUUGGCUAAGUGCAUUUUUGGUUGUUACCAUAAUAAUAUUUUUAAUGUCACAAUUAACUUUCUGUGGCCCCAAAGAAAUGGACCAUUUCUUUUGUGAUCUCACUCCAGUGAUAAAACUGUCUUGUAGUGUCCCCCAUCAGAUGGAACUUGUGAUCUUCUUGGGCUCCUUCCUAUUCACUUUACCACCAUUUCUAUUAACCCUGACAUCCUAUGUUUGUUUCAUAACUGCCAUCCUGAGAAUCUCUUCUAGCACUGGGAGGCAAAAGACAUUUUCCACCUGCUCUUCUCACCUUAUUGUGGUUACUACUUUCUAUGGCACGCUAAUAAUUGUGUAUAUUUUACCAAAAACCAAGAUGCUGGGAGAACUUAACAAAGUGUUCUCUGUCUUCUACACCAUCCUGACUCCCCUGGCCAACCCCCUCAUCUACAGCCUGAGAAACAAAGAGGUCAUGGAGGCCCUGGGAAAAAGCUGUCAGAAACUCUGUGGCUUUCAUGAGUUCAUUUAUAGAGGGUGA